Messenger RNA from Phytophthora infestans T30-4, 1425 nucleotides. RefSeq names its product Amino Acid-Polyamine-Organocation (APC) Family. NCBI's taxonomy places the organism in Eukaryota, Oomycota, Peronosporomycetes, Peronosporales, Peronosporaceae. The coding region runs from base 1 to 1425 and encodes 474 amino acids. Gene Ontology annotation, molecular function: transmembrane transporter activity. Gene Ontology annotation, biological process: transmembrane transport. Gene Ontology annotation, cellular component: membrane. The record is from RefSeq and is a predicted model, not a curated record. The transcript has 3 exons.
AUGGGGCGCAAGAAGCUCGGCGUCGUGAGUCUCGCACUCAUCACGUACUUUAACGUAAGUGGUGGGCCAUGGGGGUCGGAGCCCAUUGUGGCCGCGUGCGGGCCGUUUGUCGGCAUCAUGGCGACACUCGUGUUUCCGUUUAUCUGGUGUCUGCCAUUGGCCUUGUCAUUCGCCGAGUUGUUCUCUGCGUUCCCGACUGAUUCGAGCUUCUGCACUUGGGUGGGCAAGGCUUUCGGUCGUCGCAUGGGGUUCCACGUAGGGUAUUGGAGCUGGGUUUCAGGCGUGAUCGACAACGCCAUCUACCCGUGUCUAAUGGUAGAUUCCGUCUACGCAGUGCUAAUGGGACCUCACGAGCUGCAUUCCUUCAUGGUUCCUACCUGGAUGUACCUCGUUAGAGUUACAGUUGCCACCGUAUUCAUGUUACCGACGAUUUUCAGUAUCGACGCAGUCGGCCGCUUCCUCUUAGUACUUGGCCUUGCAAUGGUCGCUCCGUUCGUCGUACUGGUAGUCGUGAGUGUCCCUCAGAUUCAUCCGGCCAAUUGGUUUGUCGUCAGUGCCGCUCCACAAUGGAGUCAACUCGUUAGCGUCCUCUAUUGGAGUUACAGUGGCUUCGACGCGGCCGGAGCUUACGCGAGUGAAAUCGACUCGCCACGGCAAACGUAUCCACGGGCCAUGAUGCUCACUGUCGGGUUAGUGGCUCUCACAUACUCCGUCCCAUUCCUUGCAGCGUCGGGUGUCAACAAGCCGUCGUACAGCUUAUGGCGCGAUGGAUACUACCCUAUGAUCGCCGAGAAAAUCUCCGGACCAGGAUUGCGUACCUGGUUCCUCGGCUGUGCGCUGCUAGGAAACCUAGGCGUCUACAUCGCCAAGAUGACCAAGAACGGCUUCCUGUUGGCCGGUAUGGCCGAUCUCGGGCUUGCUCCGAACUUCUUCAUCAAACGUACAGCCUCUAACGGGGUUCCUCGCCGAGCUAUCCUGCUCUCGCACGGCAUCAUCGUCUUCAUGGCGUUGUUUGACUUCAACAUCAUCUUAGGUGUCGACAACUUCCUGUCCUCCUUGGCUUGUGUCACUGAGCUCUGCGCUGUCGUCCGGUUACGGUAUACCAUGCCUACUCUUAUACGCCCGUAUAAGGUCAACAUCUCGGAUCGAGGACUACUCAUCGCCAUGGCCAUCCCGUUCUCCAUCGGGUCGUUCGUCAUGCUCAACGAACUCACCAAGUCAACGCUCAGCCUGACACUCAACGUCAUCGCAUUGGCCAGUGGACUAAUGUGUCACCAAUUCCUGCACCGACCUCCAGCAUCUGUGUAUACACCAUUAGCGGCUGCUAUACAGCUCGAGUUGGGUACGCCAGCACCCGGAGGAGGAACCUUCAGCAUUGUUACACCCGCGUCGCCGUCCACGCUGGAACAACAGAAAGGCGUGUAA